Gopherus evgoodei (Goodes thornscrub tortoise) is the source of this 5488-nucleotide messenger RNA. It is a transcript of the gene LYPLA1, whose product is annotated as lysophospholipase 1. The transcript is spliced from 10 exons. Gene Ontology annotation, cellular component: cytoplasm. Gene Ontology annotation, biological process: protein depalmitoylation. The record is from RefSeq and is a predicted model, not a curated record. Gene Ontology annotation, molecular function: palmitoyl-(protein) hydrolase activity; carboxylic ester hydrolase activity. Bases 319 to 837 code for a protein of 172 amino acids. Lineage: Eukaryota; Metazoa; Chordata; Testudines; Testudinidae.
AACAUGUCCGCGCCGCUCCCCGCCAUCGUCCCGGCCGCCAGGAAGGCAACCGCCGCGGUCAUAUUUCUUCAUGGAUUGGGAGAUACUGGAUGUUUUGUGCAUGUGAAUCCCUCGAUCCAUCCUCCGUUCCUACAGCUCAGACACAUUGUGAGACUCUGGGUGGUGAGAGAGACCUGAGGGGGUGACCAGAGUCAUGGUACCUCUGUGCCCUUGGAAGAGGGGGCACAAGGACAUGCAGGAGUCACACAUGGCUGGGCAGAAGCAUUUGCAGGUAUCAGAAGUCCACAUGUAAAAUAUAUUUGCCCACAUGCGCCAGUUAUGCCAGUUUCUCUGAACAUGAAUAUGGCCAUGCCAUCUUGGUUUGAUAUUAUUGGACUCUCGCCAGAUGCACAGGAAGAUGAAGCUGGGAUCAAGCAAGCAGCAGAGCAUGUUAAAGUACUGAUAGAUCAGGAAGUGAAGAAUGGAAUUCCUUCUAACAGAAUAAUUUUGGGAGGCUUUUCUCAGGGAGGUGCCUUGUCGUUGUAUACAGCUCUUACAACACAUCAGAAAUUAGCAGGAGUCAUAGCACUCAGUAGUUGGCUUCCACUACGGACCUCUCUUCCACAGGGUGCUAUCAGUGGUGUAAACAAAGAUAUUCCUAUUCUUCAGUGCCAUGGGGACUGUGACCCUUUGGUUCCUCUGAUGUUUGGUUCCCUCACUUUUGAGAAGCUGAAGAGUCUGAUAAAUCCAGUCACUGUAACCUUCAAGACUUAUUCGGGCAUGAUGCAUAGCUCAUGUAUUGAGGAGAUGAUGGAUGUAAAGCAGUUCGUUGACAAACACCUACCGCCAGUUGAUUGACAAGAUUUGAGAUGCCUUCUGUAUAAAAACACCAGCAUCAACUUUGGUAGAAUGUGUUAAUCUUUUCACAUGCCCAGUUCAAAAGCAUUAUUUCUACACCUACUGUGUUGCAGAUGUAUACCAAGUACAAGGACUAAGUAGUAUAUUUCACAAUAAACAGUAAUCUUUCAAGUAAAUCAUACACUGGUGGGAUUAUAGGGAAUGAAACAGCUAGAUAAUGUGUCAGAAUGUAUCUGAGAAUACAAUUUUAAGAUGUUGUUGUUUUUUAUUUGAUUGCACCAUUUUUAAAGCAGUCAUGUGGCUAAUUAAACUCAUUUUGGUUAAAUGAGCUGUUUAAACAUGACCAGAUUGGUAUGCUUGGGAUAUGAUGUAUUCCUAAUACUUGUUGAAAGUAUAUUAAGAUAUCCUGAUAUAUAUCUGGUACAUGUAAAACACAAGAGGCAUGUGAUGGGGGAAUGAGUAUUAGCGAGGAUAAAGCUUUAAAUGUUAAUGAUUUAAACAUUGCUACUGCAUGUGAAGAGUGUGGUUCUCAUCUACAAAUGAAUACAUAUCAAUGAGACUAGUUAUAGCAUUUAUUCCAGGGUAGUUUUUAACCUUAGAAAUAGUGUCAGGAAAGAAAACACUUGCUAUCUCAUACGCCCUCUCCCUCCAAAAAUGGGUUGGCAUCACAGAAACUAAGGGGACUCAGCUGUUUGUCACUCGACCUGUGUUUUCCACUCAUCACAGUUUGGUGGUAGCUCACAUUUAUUAGUGUGUAAAUUGAUCUUAGAUGCCGACUCAUGAAACUGAGGUUUAAAAAAAAGUACAUAACAUUUCCAUUUUAAAAUUCUUGUUUUCAUGUUGCAUAUUUUUCCCACACUGAACCCUCAUGGGUUUUGUCUUGUGUAGCUUGCUAAAUUUUUUUAGAAAUAUUGACAAUGCAUUUUACAUGGGCAAUUCAAGUGUCUUGUUUUAUUUUUCUGCUUUGCUCCAGAAUAAUCAACUGGAAAAGCAAUGCAGAUAUUGCACACAAAUUAUGGUUAUUGUUGACCAGACUCAUCUACAACACUGGUAUUAACUACUUUUUAUUUCCUAAGUGCUGCAGUAUGAAUGUAAUAUGGAAUUGUAAUAACUUAGUCAUUAUAGUGAGAAACUGCCAACUGUUUUUUCUUUACUUUCAUUGCAUGUCCAUCAUGAGACAUCAGCUUCUGUCUAAAAAGAAAAUAGGACAUGUAUGACUUUCCACACAUGCCCUAGAAUAUUCUAGGAAUAUGAAAAUGGGUCCUGUCAAACCUUUGAAACAGAAGGACUUCUAUAUCUCACAGAAGUUACAAUUUUGAGAAUUCAUGGUAUAAUAGAAACUGAUGAUACAAGUUCAGCAAUAGAAUAACUGUGCUGAAAUGGUGUCCUGCUAACAGAAAACUAGAGAUGAAAGAGAAUUUUGGCAGACAGAUGAAAUGGAUGAUCAAUAUAGGAUUCCUUCCUAGCUUACUUUAUAGUAUUUUGUUCAAUCAAGUUUUAAGUGUCUGAUGUUGUGAGGUACCUAAUACAUCUUAUUUUGGGAAAUUAUUUCCAGAUAGCCUGAAUUUUCUUUUUAAUUUCAUCCCCUCACCCCAGUAACUACAUACAUCUCAGCAUAUCAAACUAAAUAGGAUAUUUCUCCAUUUCAUGUUUGCACACUUCAGCUAUUUGGAGACUUUCAUGCCCUCUUCUUAGCCAAUAUAUACAUAUAUUUUAACUUUUUAAUGCUUGCUCAUAAGUCACUCCUCCUCCCCCAACUAUUCUUCUCUAGACAUCCUCCAAUUCAUCUUUCUGGUAGUGUGGUGCCCAGAAGAGUACAAUAUUCCUGUUUUGGUUUCCCCCAAAUUGUACUGAGAAAUGUUGUACUUCAUAGCUCAGAAACAUGACCCCAAACUGCAUUUGCUCCUUUUACAAUCGUUUCACAUUGCAAACUCAUAUUUAGCUUGCUUACCACUGUAAUCCCUAGUUCUUCCAUUAUUCCUGCUUCUUGGCCCUCUCUCUGUCAUGUGUGUUGAAUGAUUCUUCUCAGUAUAAACUUGUCUCUUCCAAAAUUGUCUGUGCACAUUUCUAAUCUCCAGGUCCUUUCCUGUUGUUUCCUGUACCACUUGCAGUGCCUCUGGUUUAGUAGCUGUUAACUUCACUAACAAAGAUAUUAAAAUUAGACUAGUUUUAGCUCUGUUCCCUGUUGUAUCCCACAGUGUUUUCCCCAACUUUAUACAUUACAGUCCACUGUUAACUUUUGUUUACAAUGUGUAGCCAGUUUUUGUCCUCAAGUGUACAAGUCAGCUUGAAUUAAUUUUCCAUUAAAACACAUUGUCACUAUCAAAUGCUCUACUAAAACUGAAUACUAAUAUUGGAUCUACUGCAUUGUGUGCUAAUUUUGUCCAAAUAUCCAGUCAUAUCUAACCAGAUUUAUCUUUAUACAGUAAUGCUAUGCUGCUGCUUGUUACCCUUUAGGGCAGUGGUCACCAACCCGUAGAUCACAAUCAACUGAUCAAUCCUGGAGACUCUCCCAGUUAAUCGCGAUCUCUGGCUGCUGAAAGUCUGGUUGUGAAGUGGGGCUGCCGCUAAGGCAGGCACCCUGCUUGCCCCGGCUCCACGCCACUCCUGGAUUCAGCCAGCAUGCCCCCACAUCUGAAGGGAGGGCAGGGGUCUCCGUGCACUGCUCCUGCCUGCAGGCACUAUCCCCCACAGCUCCCAUUGUCCAGGAAUGGGGAACUGUGGUCAAUGGGAGCUGCGGGGGCAGUGCCUGCAGAGAGGGGCAGCAUGUGCGCACCCGCACCCUCCCCUCCCUAGGGCCACAGGGGCAUGUUCCGGGAACAGCAUGGGGCUGGGGCAGGCAGGAAGCCUGCCUUAGCCCCAUUGUGCCACCAGUCGGGAGCCCACACCCCAGUCCUAAGCGUCCUCCCAGAGUCAGCACCCCAUAACCCGUUCUGCAUCCCAAACUCCUGAUCCCUGCCCCCAGAGCCAGUACCCCAUACCUCCUCCUGCACCCCAAGCUCUUGCCCCAGCCCUGAGCCCCCUCCCGAAGCCAGCACCAUAUAUUCUCUCCUGCACUCCUCACCCCCACCCCCUGCCCCAGACUCAGCCCAAAGCACCCUCCUACACUCUGAACCCCUCAGGCCCAGCCCAAAGCCACACCCCCUACUGAACCCCAACCCUGUGCCCCAAUUUAGUGAAAAUGAGCGAGGGUACGAGAGAGCAAGCAAUGGAGGGAGAGGGGGAUGGAAUGAGAGGGACUUUGGGGAAGGGGCGGAUUAGAUCCUGGGUUGCAUUUAAAUUCAGAAAGUAAUCUUGUGCAUAAAAAGGUCGGAGACCACUGCUUUAGGAGCUAGAUUCACCAAAUCUGGUGCAAAUAAAUGUAAACUAUUACACCUUGCAUCAGUCUGGCCCACUGUGCUCCAGGAAGAGAUCCUUCCUUCAGGUUUUUCCACCAAGGAGGACUGCUAAAUUGCAAUGGGGAUCAAUAGGAUCAUGAUGCUCAAAAUUACUUCCAGGAUUCCUUUGAAUCAACACAUCUCCCUAGUUAGUGCAACAUGCUUCUUGGGCUGUGCCAGACCUUUGUACCCUCUCAGAUUGAAGGGAGGUUAUGUGGAUGUUUUUGCAGCCAGAGUCUCUUCACUGUUAGACAUGGCUACUCAGAAUUCCUGCCAGGAUUAGCAUAUGUGCUAGGUUGAAUAUGAACCCAGAAAAGUGAUUUUUCUCAAUAUUUGUUCCAUUAUUUUACUAAGGGAUAGAAGUUAAACCUAUGGGAUAGCAAAUAUCAAGAUUGCACAUUUGAUAUCAGUACUGCACGUUCCUAGAAUUCAUUUUGUUUACUUAGAUUUUAUUCUUCUUUCCCAGACGGAGGAAAGACAUCUACAAACACUGCUAAGCUACUGAAAACAAAAUGUUUUUUCUUGUCUGCAUUUUACCCCCAAGAAAUAAGAGACCUACAUUUUUGCCGUGACUUUAGUUAUGUAGUUUCCGGACACUAAUUAAUUUCAAACACAUGCCUAAUUUUUUUGUUCAAACCAAAAAUUUGACUGGUAUUAAAUGUUUUGUUCAGCCGGAAGCCUUUGACCUGCUAUUUGAAUACAUUCAGUUUGUUCAUAAGCACAAAUUGGGUUGUACAUUUUUGGCCAAAUCCUACAUCCAUUACUGAGGCAAAACUAUUGAUGCCACUGGGAACAUUGCCAUAGUGAGGGCUGGAAGACUUGGUCUUUACCUCCCACCUUGUAAGUAUUAUUGUAUAAUUACAACACAGUGAAUUGCUGAAAAAUACUAUAUACUGUAAUUAGAGUUGUUAAAUGUGUUCUCUCUAUGAAGUGUAUUGCACUUCAUUAAACUGUUAAAAUGCGUCUUUUAUAUAUAGCUACUACUUGAUGCAUAAUGGAUAUAAUUUUAAAAACGUACUGUAUAGGAUGUUGAUAAUGAAGCCAUAUAUUUAAGGCCUGGGUAUCUUAAAUUUUAUAAACAAUCAUUUUAACGCUUUGCUUUUCUUUAUGUUGAAGAAUAUAAGUGGAUGUUGUUUAAUAUAAAAAAUCAAGAUGUUGUUACUUAGUUUACUCAUUUAUGGUAAUAAAUCUUGAGCUUUGUUGAAAUGACUUCCAUAGUGGGAAAGUGUAAAAAUCUUUGUUUCUAUAAUUGUGAAAUAAACUUCAAACAGUCA